Molecule: messenger RNA, 3446 nt
Organism: Daphnia magna
Lineage: Eukaryota; Metazoa; Arthropoda; Branchiopoda; Diplostraca; Daphniidae
Product: peroxidase
Exons: 16
Coding region: 432-3263 (943 amino acids)
Biological process (GO): response to oxidative stress
Molecular function (GO): heme binding; peroxidase activity
Source: RefSeq, a predicted model, not a curated record
AUUGCAGUGCAUUCAGUGCUCUGCAUUCGGCAUGAACAAGUAUAAAACACCAUCAGCUAAAGAAAAUGAACAGGAAUUUGCUUCGAUUCAGCCCUGAAAUGUGUCGAUAGAAUCUGAUUGCGUCUAUACCGACUUCACGUGAGGCAGCAUUGAAAUUUUAUCACUGGUUACACAUUCGUUCGCCAAUUCCAAAGCCGCUGUCGUGGCCACAAAGUGCCUAUUGCAAUACCCGGAGGCAAGUUAAAAGUCGUCAAGGGAGCAAACAAGAAAUCGCCUCCCCUAAAGAAGAAUUUCCCAGUAUUUGGCCAACUGUCAAAAUCUAGAAACAUCUAGAAAAGUUGCACACUAUAUUUCAAACAAUUAAUCAUCUUGUCGCUAGAGUAUACUAGCGUAUAUAGUCAAUACCUUUCGAUUUUUCACAGACUGAUGCAAUGCAUUCGUGGUGGCUGAUUUCUGUGCUCGUCAUUGGUGUCCUCUUUGACGUGGAUGCUACGCAAAACUGUCCUUAUCACCAAAAAGCUACUCUUUACGAAGACAAUCCAUCGGGAUAUCUUUACAAACUGCCUACGUAUGCAGAACAACCAGCUGUUGCUUCGUCUGCAGGGUUCAACCACGGACUUACCGGAGGCUAUAAACGUCUGGGAUACGAUACCCAGAAGAACGAUUGUCGCAGUAUCGGAGGUUUGAAGUCUCAAUGCCGUUCAGCUAAAGAUUGCGCGAUAUGGUACGAUGAUGUUCGCACUAUUCCGGGCAAUACCUGCGUACUUGCUAAUGGAAUUGGCCAUGGGAUUUGCUGCCCGGAUCUUCCCAUCAACAGAGGUGAUGCAGCGAGCCUAUUUGAAACACCGAGGCCGUGUAAGAAAGGGGUGAAAUUAGAUGCACGUUUCGAAAGAAUCGAGCAGGGCUGGGUGAACGAAGCUUAUCGUGCUGGUCGAUUGUAUAUGGAAUCAAUGAUGGAAUCUGAGAGACGUCUGGCGGAGAACGAGAUCACGGUCAGACGUAAUUCAUCCCGUUAUAUGCACAGCACAAUUUUCUUUCAAUCUAAAGAAAAUUCCGUUAAAAUCGGCAACAGCUCUUUGUACGCAGUCUUUGCAGCUCAGCAAUUCGUCAAAAGGUAUCGGGUUAAGGCGGAACAGGCUGCGUGUAUUUUGAACCGAUAUCAUGUCAAGGAGGCAGGCAUUUACAGCGAGUGUCCCUUUUAUCCCGAAUGUAAUCAAGAAAUGGUGACCUCUCCCUAUCGAACGAUAACUGGGGUAUGCAACAAUGUUCAUCCUCCUGGAAGUGUUCCAUGGGGGGUGCCGAAUACCAGAUAUCAGCGUGCUCUUGCACCGGAAUAUGCAGAUGGUGUGUGGGAACCUCGCCGGGCUAAAAAUGGGGACCAAUUACCUCCACCGCGCCUGUUAUCUCUCUCCUUGAUUCGCGAUGUCUACGUCCCCAGCGAAAGCGAUACCACGUGGGUUAUGCAAUUUGGACAGUUUGUGGAUCACGAUAUGUUGGAGACUGCGGAAUCAAAGUUGGUGGAUGGAUCGGCAGUCCCGUGUUGCACGGAUGGUGGAGACUUUCUUUCAGAAGAAAAUCUCAGUCAUGGCAAAUGUAUUCCGAUAACAAUUCCGGAAGAUGACCCAUUUUACUCUCGUUUCGGUCAACGUUGCAUGGAAUUUGCACGCUCGGCUCCCGCGUGCAGAGAGAAUGGUCGAUUGGGUUAUGUGGAUCAGAUGAAUCAAAACACACAUUUUUUGGACCUCUCGGCGGUGUAUGGUUCAGACGAGCAACUGGCUCGUGAUUUAAGGACGUUUAAAAAUGGAGCCUUGAAUGUAACUCGAGUCAAAGGAAAGGGUAAGCAUUGCAUCAUGGAUUUGCCGCCUCCCGACGACGUUGGUCCGGAGAUUUCAACGUGUGCGCUAUCCAAAGCCGUUAGCGGAAUAGAUCCACCGCCAGAAGUCAGAUGCUUUAAAGCAGGUGAUAAUCGGAUUAAUGUCACUCCAUACAUGGUUGCUUCACAAACUGUUAUUGCUCGCCAGCAUAACCGAAUUGCUGAACAGCUUGCUGCCAUGAACGCUCACUGGGAUGACGAGAGGGUCUUUCAAGAGAGCAGGCGGAUUUCGGUCGCUCAAUGGCAACACAUCGUCUAUAACGAAUACGUGCCUGUUCUCUGCGGACGAGAGAAAAUGCAGCAACUUGGAAUGCUGCCACUUCGAUACGGUUUCAGCACGGAUUACGAUGCGCGAGUGAAUCCGUCCAUUUUGAACGAAUUUGCUGCGGCCGCCUUUCGUUACGGCCAUUCGCUCGUUCCAGGGAAACAAAGUCUCAUCAACCAAGAAGGGGUGAACGAAAAAGAUCUACUUCUUCGUCAGCAUUUUUUCAAAACGCAAGAGGCUUAUCCACCUGGAAACAUCGACAAGCUUCUCAUAGCCAUGGCAACUAUUCCCGGUCAAACAGUAGACAACGUAUUCACCGAGGAGGUCACCAAUCACUUGUUUGAAGAGGAAGGUAAAGGUUUCGGCAUGGAUUUGGUAUCCCUCAAUAUUCAACGUGGCCGUGAUCAAGGUUUGCCUGGUUACAAUGAAUAUCGCCUUCUUUGUGGCCUUCCUCGCGCUAAACAUUUCAGUGACCUUCUCGAUGUUCUCUCGCCAGAGAUUGUUGAGAAAUUCGAGUUGCUGUACGCCAAUGUGGACGACAUCGAUUUGUACAUUGCAGGCAUUUCGGAGCGCCCGGCUCCAGGAGCUUUGGUGGGCCCCACGUUCCAGUGCAUCAUUGCCGAUCAGUUUGCAAGACUGAAACGCGGUGAUCGUUACUUUUACGAUCUUGCUGGCCAGGCCGGCUCAUUCACUGAAGAUCAAUUGAAUGAAAUCCGCAAGGCGAGUUAUGCCCGUUUGAUCUGUGACAACAGUCACGUCCAGUCAACCCAACCACUCAUCUUUAAAUCAAUCUCUGAUGCGAAUCCGAUUGUGGAUUGCAACUGUCUGGCCUCCAUUCCUCGUAUGAGCCUUCUUCCAUGGAAAGAAGUCGAUUCGACAUCCUGGAACAUUGGCCAAGAUGGGGUCAAAUGGUUUCCGGAUUGUGAUUACGUCGGUUACGAAAUUGCGUACGUUGAAAACCUCGGUGAAGCAGAAAAAUGUGCCAGGAAGUGCAUCGAUACAGUAGGAUGUAAUGCAUUUCGGGCCAAUGGCAGUUGGUGUACCCUGAAGGCAAUACCAAAGUGGCUACAACGGACACGACUCACUGGCGGAAUAUGUGGUCUCCUUCCGGAGAAAUUCUUUUAAUUUAUUUUUCUUGCUAUCUAAUUCCCCGGAUUCCAAAGUUUGCCAAUAAUUUUGCAGAUGAGCUCGAAUGAACGCCGAAUUUCCAAAGCCGUUACGAGCCCAAAUUAUAACUGAAUUCUAGAAAUCGUUGUCCGGUUGUGGUUUCCUCAAAAGAACAGUGCAUACACAAUGUGUUUUCCCUUA